AUGGCCACUGCGUCGAAGGCGUUUCGAGCCCGGGCGUUCGACUCGAACCGGUCCAUGACUGUCUACUGGGGCCACGAACUACCGGACCUAUCAGAAUGCAGCGUUGGGAACCGGGCCGUCACUCAGAUGCCGUCGGGCAUGGAAAAAGAGGAAGAAAUGGAAUCGCAUCUGCAAGACGCGAUUUUGGCGCAACAAGCGAGCACAUCGGGUGUGCAGGUGAACCAUGUAAUUCCGACGCCAAAAGUGGAUCGUGUUGGCGAUGAUCGUUAUCACUCGACAUAUCACAAUCGUAAUCAGAAGCGACGGGACAAGUAUAUCAAAGUUCAUGCAUGGCAAGCACUGGAACGCGACGAGCCCGAGUAUGACUACGACACAGAAGACGAGGAAUGGCUUCGAGACCAUCAGCACAUUGAGCCACGAAUUCUGGAGAAGGUGUUCGACACCGUCGAGAAUCACUCAUCGGAAACUGUAGUAGCCAGCGAGGAGUCGGUCAUUAAUUUUCAUAAAAGUAACCCCUUUUUUUCCUCAAUUUUGCCUGAAAAUUGUGGAAUUCUUUCAGCACUGGACUCAUCGAUUGUGUACGAAGUGUACGAGUACUGGGUGAACAAACGACUGACAGCCGCCUCGACAUCAGGAUGCGUUGGCGUUGGAGGACUGAUUCCACGCGUGCGUACCGAGUGUCGAAAGGACGGACAGGGCGCUGUGAAUCCGUACGUGGCGUUCCGAAGACGUGCCGAGAAGAUGCAGACGAGAAAAAAUCGGAAGAACGAUGAGGACAGCUAUGAGAAGAUUCUGAAGCUGAUGCACGACAUGUCGAAGGCACAACAGCUAUUCGAUAUGACUGCACGGCGAGAGAAACAGAAGCUGGCACUGCUGGACGUGGAAUCAGAGCUAUUGACGAAGAGAAUGGAGCUGUCGGAUUUCGGAGCAACCAGUGUGUUUGGAGAGAUUACGGAGAAAUUGAGAGCAACGUCAGAGACUUCAAAACCAGAGCAAAAUGGACCGGAAGAAGUGCCGAAGAAGAAGAAGAGAAUCCGGAAGAAGGUUGGAGACAAGGAUCUACUCUCGAAGGCGUGGCUUCGGAAGAAUGCCGAAUGCUGGAAUCGUCCACCCUCGCUCUUUGGACACAACGGCGCCGUACCAACAGUCACAACGAAGCCAGCACGUGAGGGAGCUCCAGAUGGCAAAUUUGCGUUCAGAAGACGUCGGAAUUGUGGCUAUCGUGCUCCUAUCAUUUUCACGCCUACAGUAAUCCAAGCCGUGCCAGCUACACCAUCGGCAUCCUCUGCUACUGCUGCUACGAAACCAGCGGAGGUGACUCCACCGCAAUCGUCGAGAUUCUACGAGACAUUCCUUCCGGUUGCCAACGGAGCCAUGCGAUCCAUCGGACUCGUUCGCAGACGAUGCGGACGUGGUGGACGGGUGUUGUUCGAUCGGAUGCCGCGGAAUGCGGACGAGGAGAGACUGUCGACGGAUCCAUGGGCAGAGUAUUGCGUGGCUGAUAACUCGAGAACAUUCCGUGCCCGCCAAACAUCACUUGGAACCGAAGAAGAAUCCGACGAUCAAUCACCCCGAUCGCUCUACUUUGCCCGCAGUGAUCGCUGCCGAUUCAACGAUGACGAACGGGAGCGAGAAUGGGCGUCGAGAUAUGAGCCAACUGAUUGGAAAGAUAUCGCUGAGGACGAGCCAUCGCCGCCGAAUGUCAAAAAAUUUAACGGCACCAUCGCCUCAACGUCGUCUCAUUCGGAACCGGUGAAACUGGAGGAGAAGGGGGACAACGAUGAUAACAGUGAGGUGGAACGAAUGGAUGUGGACGGACAGGAGGACGAGGCACAAAUUACGGUAACGUCGACGAAAGAUGAAGACGUUCCAGAGGAAGAGGAAGAGGAUGGGGAUGAUCGGAAGAAUGAGGACGAUAUGGAUGUGGAUCAGGAGAAGAAAGUGAAGAAACCAGAGCAAAGUAAUACGAUUCAAGUGGAGAAAUUUCGGCACAUUAUGACGCUGAAACCGCUUCAAGAGCACUCGCCACCGUUGCACUCGCAUUCGGGAAACGGAAGAGCGGGCAGAGAGGAGCCGACGCCGCUGCCUGCCAAGAUGAGCGCAACGGUGUCGGAGACUGAAGAUUGGAGAGAGCCGAGUGGAUCACCAUCCGAAUCCAACUCGUCCACUGAAUGGGGAAUGAUGCCCUACAUUGGCCAACAAGAGCAUCAGACAGCCGCCGCCGUCGUCAUUGCUUAUCAGCAGAAGAAGAAGUUGAUGAAUGUGGUGGUGGAGGAGGACGAAAGCGUUGACGAUGAAGAUCAACAUCAUCAAGAGACGAAAGAUAGAGACCAUGCCAUCAAAGAGUUCGUCGAUGUCAACGGUAACAAUGCUGGAAAACCGCGCGGCGAAAACGUACAUGAUGCCGUCGAUGUAGUCUGA
Messenger RNA from Caenorhabditis briggsae, 2421 nucleotides. It is a transcript of the gene Cbr-epc-1, whose product is annotated as Protein CBR-EPC-1. Gene Ontology annotation, biological process: regulation of transcription by RNA polymerase II. Lineage: Eukaryota; Metazoa; Nematoda; Chromadorea; Rhabditida; Rhabditidae. The record is from RefSeq and is a predicted model, not a curated record. The transcript has 7 exons. Gene Ontology annotation, cellular component: piccolo histone acetyltransferase complex. The coding region runs from base 1 to 2421 and encodes 806 amino acids.